Rattus norvegicus (Norway rat) is the source of this 4376-nucleotide messenger RNA. RefSeq names its product retbindin (gene Rtbdn). Lineage: Eukaryota; Metazoa; Chordata; Mammalia; Rodentia; Muridae. The record is from RefSeq and is a predicted model, not a curated record.
GUUGGGUGGGUGGAGUCUCCAGAUGUCCCUAAGGGCGGCAUGCUGGAGACAGGCCCUAUCGCGACAGUCUCUUUCACAGACCCUCCAACCCAAGAGAGAUCCCUAAGGGAGCUAUUCUCACAGAUGAAUUCCCGGUGCGACUAGAUCUCCACCCCCCCCCCCGCACACACACAUACAUACAGGAGACACAGUCUCACAAGGGUGUGAUCUGCUGUGAAGAACUGUCCCCUCGCCCUGAAAAUCACUCCUAAUGGAGAUAAUGUCUGAAAGGUGACGUUUCAUCUCAAUUUCUCCCUUCCUGAGGGGGCAUUUCUUCAAAUAUCCAGUAGGUGACAUCUUUGGGAACCCUGGAAAAACUAUCCCCCAACGGGACCACUUGAAGGUAUAUUCUCUUCUCUGUGAGAAAUUGUCUCCACCCCAGGGCACCCUCAGAUCCCCACAGAUGCAUUCUUCCAGAGUCACGUGUUCAAGCAAGAGGCUGGACCUCAUGGGAGUUUCCCCCUCAGAAAAACGUGUGUGUACACACAGACCUCCUUCCUUUGCCUGCCACGGGACAGAGUCCCUUAAGUCUUGCAGCCCCUCCAGAGUCUCGGCUUCAUAGCCAGGAUUAAGGAGCCAGGCCGGGUCAAGGUAUAUUUAUAAGAGCGAUUAGCUGGUAGCUGGGGAGGGGGCAGAUGAAACGAUUCUUACUCCACCCCCCAAUAAUCACUCAGCUGAGCCCAACCCAGACCAUGCCUCUCAGAGUUGGAAAGAACAUCAUCUGAACCCUAGACAGAACGAGAAGGCCUUUCUUUCCCUGGGUAACUGUAUAACUGACCCAAGGUCUUGGAGGGCAGGGUCUCAGAACUAGAGCGACCUCUGCCGGACAACGGAGACGACAACGAGGUCUGGGUCAGCGUGUUCUUGAUUGAGCCUCACUCCUGCACCUUCGCUUGUAUUAUUGUUGUCUGUGUCUUUCUUUCUGUUGGUCAGCGUAGCCAUCUCAAUGAGUCUAUUGCUUGUAUUGUCUCUGUUCACGGCUUGUGUUUUUACCACGUUCCCGGUCGAGAAAGCUGUCCCUGGUGCUGGCUUCGUGCUACUGUCCACGGUGCUGAAAUAUGAACGCCCUGAAGGAGAUGAGCGCUUGUGUGUGCACAGGGUCUUGCAGGAGGGAAAACCCACAAACAGGAUAAAUGUGACCCACAACCACGUUGGCCCAGCCCAGACAAAAGCUGGAGUCUGUAGGUUUGGUUCCUGGAGCCUCUGUAAUACCUGUUGACCACAGAAAGGUAGAGGCAGGAUUACCCUACAACCUGGGUUCCACAGGGACAUCUUACCCAAGGGGGAGACAUUAUUAAUUCAUUAAUUUCCUUGCUCAACAUUUACUGAGCAUGAGCUGUGUGCAAGUGUAGAAUAGUAUUUGGCAAUAUGGGCGUUCAUCAAUAAAAGUCAUAAAAAACAAGAGCAAAACAAAACAAAAAAUCCCUCCCUUGAGGCUGGAGAGAUUUCUAAUUCAUUAAGAGCACUGGUUGCUCUUCCAGAGGUCCUGAGUUCAAUUCCCAGCAACCACAUGGUGGCUCACAACCAUCUGUAAUGGGAUCUGAUGCCCUCUUCUGGUGUGUCCGAAGAGAGCAAACCAUACACUCGCAUACAUUAAACACAUAAAUCUUAAAAAGAAAUGUGACUACAACUAGAAACAAUGUUCCACACAUACAACACACAUACACGUGCAAACACACAUUCAGUAAAUACAUGCACACACACUGCACAUACUUACAUAUAUGCUCCUCAAGCACAGGUACAAAUAUUAACACAUUCUUUAUGCAUACUUCUCAAAGACUCACCUGUACUCCAAAACCUCACAAAAGGGCUUGGGAAGAUGACUCAGUGGCUAAGAGAAUAUACCACACUUGCAGAGGACCCAAGAUCAGUUCCCAGCACCCAUGUCAGGCAGCUCACAACUGCCUGUAACUCCAGUUCUGGCUGAUCUGAUCAGAGGACUCUGACCUCACCAGCUGAUUCACUCAUAUCCACACACUGGUACGGACAAACACGCAUGCACACACACACCAUAGAUACAUGAUUAAAAGUAGUAAAAUAUAAAAAAGAAAACUACAAACACAAUCAUCAAAUAGAAUCACAUACAACAUAUGUAUAGCUCUUUGUUCUCUUCUCUUCCCUGCUCUUCCUCUCUUCCCUGUCCUUUCUCUCUACCCCCACCCCUUCCCUCCACGUGCUCAUGGCCGGCCUUUCCUCUCCUCUCCUCUCCUCUCCUCUCCUCUCCUCUCCUCUCCUCUCCUUCUCUCAUUAAACCUCUCCACGUGGAAAAAAAACAAAAAAUAAAACCAUAUGUAUAUAUUUGUGACUAUCCAGCAAACAGACACACAUAAUAUACAUUAACACAUACACAUAUAAAAUUCAUAUCCUAGGGGCUGGGGAUUUAGCUCAGUGGUAGAGCACUUGCCUAGGAAGCACAAGGCCCUGGGUUCGGUCCCCAGCUCCGAAAAAAAAAAAAAGAACCAAAAAAAAAAAACCCCUCAUAUCCUAUAAUCAUACAAACAUAUACUUAGGAAACACCCACUCAUCAAGUGCAAGUACACUCAAACACUCCAACACACACAAUUCCAAAACCCAAGGAUGCUCAAUGAUGCACGGUUCUCUCCUAAUACAUAGACACAUAUUUCUUCCAACACAGCUAGUCAGUUCAUACACAGAUUCAUGUAAGUUCAUGCAUAGCCCCACCCCACCCCCGCUCCAGGGCUGUUUUUCCUCCCCCCACCUGGUUCUCCAUCUUGAGUUAAUUCUGUGAAAGCUGAGAUUUUUAUGUCCUGUAUACAACUGUAUCACCCGGAACCCAAUACAGAGUAUGUGUUUAAUAAAUGUCUUUUGAAUUAAUGGACAGAAUGUGAAGGGACACAGAUUUACAAAAACUGGAGAAAGGCACAGAAGCAUCACCAGCAUAUGCAUAAAACUACCUACCCAAGAGACAGACAUCCUCUCCACAACACACACACACACGAGAGAGAGAGAGAGAGAGAGAGAGAGAGAGAGAGAGAGAGAGAGAGAGAGAGAGAGAGAGAGAGAGAGAGAGAAUAGAGACCUUAAAUCCGAAGUUUAGCAUAGGACAAGCUUGUGGAUAUAAAUGCACCAGUUCCAGUGCACCUGUUUAGGGUUGUGGAGGUAGGGCUUUGUAAGUCCCCGCCCCUUAACCAAACCACACCCCCUUUAGUUGCUGCCCCUUGCUGGCCUUGGUUCGGUGGUUCUGAGGUGUCUCAGCAUCCCCUAGACUCCAGCCUGCUAACAGGUGAGUGGCAGUGGGUAGGACGUCGAGAAUCUUGUCUCCCAUACUUUUACCUUCUUCUGCCCAGAAGCUUUAGGACUCUAGGGGCAGAACCGCAGCCCUGCACAGUCCUGCUUGGUCCAACCCUGGGUGGAAGCUCCUAAGCCGAUUGUGAAGAUUGUGAACCGAGAGAAGACAUGGCCCACGAAGGCCACUUUCAACACAGCGGGAUGGUCUGGGCCCUGCGACUAAUCCUGGCAUGGGUCUUCUUGGUGACCUGUGGAGGGAGCCACCCACUGCAAGCCAGGUCCUGGGGACACCCUGGGCUGGCAGCCAACGUGAGCACAGGCCAGCUGCAGCUAGCAGGGCACCCCCAGUCCUCGGUUCCACCAUCUUACCCAAGGAUCCAGGUUCCUAGUUCACAGACACCAGCAACGCCAGAACCUUGCUGUACUGCAGACAUAGACAGACCAGAGGCAUCAAACCCAGAGAGCCUUCUAGCCAGCUGCGGGGCACCAAGCCCAGAAUGUGAAUUCUUUCUGGGACACCUUCAACGAGCCCUCCGAGGUCGCUUUCACCCACUGCUGUUCGGAGUGCGCCGAAUGCAGCCUCUCUGCAUGGAGCUCUGCCAGAUUUGGUUCACCACCUGCCAAGCAGAUUUUAUUUGUGGCCCAACUUGGCUGCAGUCCUCUGGAAAGAGAGGCUGUGAGCCUAGCUGCCGUACCUAUGGUCAGACUUUUGCCAACGCCACAGAUCUGUGUCACUCCGCUUUGGGUCAUGCCCUGAGGGUGGCAGCUCCUGGCUCCAGUCAUUGCUUCAACAUCUCCAUCUCCUCUCCAGGAGCCCGCCGCCGCCCUCGAGCCUGGAUCUCAAAUGUUGCAGGCAGUGGCAGCGGCAGCGGCAGCGGCGACAGCCCGGAGUAGACGUUUGGCUUUCACUAUAAAUGUCCCUCCCCUAGGCCAGGAGCCACCCAGAGCCAUCUCCCUCUCUUCCUCUCUCCUUCCUUCCUAAACCGGGUCCUGGGGUUGCCUAGACAAGCCCUCCCACCGUUAUCCUAGAAACAUCCAACCCUGACUUACCUUGCUUUCCCCAAAUAAAGUUGCCAGACUAAACCAGG